Podarcis lilfordi (Lilford's wall lizard) is the source of this 24420-nucleotide messenger RNA. NCBI's taxonomy places the organism in Eukaryota, Metazoa, Chordata, Lepidosauria, Squamata, Lacertidae. The record is from the annotation of a GenBank genome assembly.
GUUCUAGACUAGUUUUUUUCUCAAACGGCAGUCUUUAAUAGCAUAUGGCAGACUGCUAUUGAAAUGACUGAAAGGUUCAAAAACAGUUAAUGAUUUAUCAUGUUGGCCAGAUACGUUCAAAGAACAAAUAUUACAAGUUUUCCCAGGCUAAAGCACAAGGUCCUUGUGUGAAACCAAGACGUUAUAUGGAUCCUGGCCAAGGUAAGUUUCUGAAUAACUGUGAUUUAUUGAUAUAUUUCAACUUGCAAGUGGUCAUGGAGAUUCACUAGAGAUUAGCAGUGAUAAAAAAGGAUUUGCAGAUUAUAACAUAACAGGCUGACAACUCUUCAAGGAAAAACUAGAUUACUAAUUUAUAAUAUUGGUAGCCACUACAUAUUUCAAGUUUUCUAUUGAAAAAAAUGGAAAAAUUACACCAUAGUUUUGAUAGAAAGAUUACAGAACAAUGCUGCAUCCAACCUGCUACAUGGACAUAAUAGAGGGAGGGGGGAGUUUUGUAUAAAGACAUUUUGAAAGUCUAAACUAAAGGAAUUUGAAAAAGACCAGCAGUUUCAAGUGUACACAUUACAAUGUUGCACUCUGCUAGGAGGGUAACAAAGUACAGACUGUAAAAUAAUAAUAUAAGAUUGUAUACAUUAUAUAAGAUAUAAUAUAAGAUUGUAAGAUUCAGCUCUCAUUUAUUAUUGAUUCCCAAAAGAAUAUAUCUAUUACCUGAUCACAUUUUUACUGUGAUAUCAGGAUUUUUUUUUCUACCUUCUUGCGAAAGUGGGAUGUCUUAAAGGGUAAAAAUGCAAUAUACCAAUUAGUUUGAGAAUUUUUAUACUCUCAGAAUUGUUUUUUUUAAAUGCAUUAAAUAUGGAUCCACUAACAUAGUAACAAUCACUUUUCACAUCAUGAUUGUGCAUUAUAUGCCCAGGUUUUGUAAAAAAAAUUUUUUGGCAGGUAGCUAAACCUACCAAACCGAUAUUGCACUUUAAUUGGUCUUCCGUAUAAACGAAUCCCAUUCAGCAAAGCUAUGGCAUAAGGCACUGACUCUGUGUGUUUAAAGCAGACAAAUCCAAAAGUCUUGGGUUUUCCAUCUUUGUCCUUGCAUAUGGUCACUUUGGUUACCGGUCCAGCCUGCAAGAAACUUAAGCAUUACUUUCUCAUAAAUCCCAGGAAGGAAAUAGCUGUUUGUUUGCUGAUUCUAAGGCUUACUGGACCAGAAGGGGAAAAAAGGUAUAUAAUAUUGGGUACCAGCUAUUUCAGCAUUGCAACAAACACAUGCCAUUAUGCUGUAAUUUUACUUUAAUAUACAAAGAUUUUCAUGACAUAUUCAAAGUCUGCAUAUCUCACAUUUUAUUCAUACAUUUUAUUCUGUUUAGCUUAUCAAUCCAAUUUACAUGGACUGUGGCAACUAGCAAAGCACUUAAGGAUUUUUUGGGGAUAUAUGUAGGCAGUCCAAAAUAUAAUAAAUUGUUGUUAUUUCUUACCCACCUUUCACCAUAAGGUCUCUGAGCCCUACAGCAAUUUUAAAAUACAGUAUUAACACUGUUGUAAACCUGUUACCACAGAUGCGGGUGGCACUGUGGUCUAAACCACUGAGCCUAGGGUUUGCCGAUUGGAAGGUCAGCGGUUCGAAUCCUCGCAAUGGGGUGAGCUUCCAUUGCUCGGUCCCAGCGCCUGCCAACCUAGCAGUUCGAAAGCACGUCAAAGUGCAAGUAGAAGCGGAUUAGUCAUGCUGGCCACAUGACCCAGAAGCUGUCUGUGGACAAACGCUGGCUCCCUUGGCCAGUAAAGCGAGAUGAGCACCGCAACCCCAGAGUCGUCAGCAAGUGGACUUUUAAUAGUCAGGGGUCCCUUUACCUUUACCUUUAAACCUGUUACAGUCAAGAGAAUAAGGUGGGUCCUCUAUAUAUAAAUCUCAGGUGUCAAAGACCAGGGUCAAGAGGUGUGUCUUCAGCAUAAUUACAUAAUGAAGGUGCCUUUCCUUUGGGGGGGAGGGGGGAUUCCCACAGCAUAGGGACUGCCACAAAGACUGCCCUGUUCAAGGCUGCCAUUCCGUGAACUUCUGAGGCUGGUGAAAAUACCAAGAGGGCUCCCUCUGCUGAUCUUAAUACCCAAGAAGACCUGUAGAGAAAGGAGCAGUCUUUCAAAUAUUUGGGGAUUAAAUCAUUCAGGGAUUUAAACACUAAUGUGAGCACAGUGAACCGGGCCCAGAAAUGAACCUGAAACCAGUACAUGUGGUUUAGAACAGGAGUUACUUGAACUCUACACAUCUGGCUGUUUAUUUUGGAGCAGUUGAAAUUUGAUUGCUGUACAUGAGUUAUACGGUACAAACAACAAGGAAGUGUAAAACUGCAGAAGGAUCUACAAGUAAAUAUAAGAGCUAUCCAAGAAGAGAUUGAACCAAUUGUUGGUUAAUAGACCGUAUCUUGAUCUUCUUUUUCUGUGCUAGAUUAGCAAGGGAAAUAAGAGGAAGAAAUUCUGACACUCUUCAAAUGAGCAGAAGCUCUUGUCAGGCAGAGAUGAGUCUAUAGCCCAAAGAGCAGAAUGAUUAAUCAGGCUUUUUGUGUGUGUGUAAUCCUGUUGGGAUGCGGGUGGCGCUGUGGGUAAAACCUCAGCGCCUAGGGCUUGCCGAUCGCAUGGUUGGCGGUUCGAAUCCCCGCGGCGGGGUGAGCUCCCGUCAUUCGGUCCCAGCUCCUGCCCACCUAGCAGUUCGAAAGCACUCUUAAGUUCAAGUAGAUAAAUAGGUACCGCUUUAUAGCGGGAAGGUAAAUGGCGUUUCCGUGUGCUGCGCUGGUGCUGGCUCGCCAGAGCAGCUUCGUCACGCUGGCCACGUGACCCAGAAGUGUCUCCGGACAGCGCUGGCCCCCGGCCUCUUAAAUGAGAUGGGCGCACAACCCUAGAGUCGGACACGACUGGCCCGUACGGGCAGGGGUACCUUUACCUUUACCUUUAAUCCUGUUCACAUUUACUCCUCAGGCUUUAUAUGAAAUCCAGCAGAAUGCCCAUGUGAAAACAGGUUUCCCACAAGCAUCUGGUUGGUCACUGUGAGAACAGGAUGUUUGACUCCAUUGGCCGUUGGUGUGAUACAGCUGACUGUUCUUAUGUUCUUACUAUAAACAUACAGUGUUCCUUCUUUUAACUGCUGUGUAUACUGGUGAAAUAUGAUUGAGGGAUCGGUAUAUAUUAAAAACUAGUAAAAAUGAAAUUAUAUGGAUCUUCAGCAUCUCUUCAUUAUAACAGAUUCAGGGAGUAACUUGUGAAAACAGAGAUUUGCUGAAUUAAUCAAUAAAACCCACUUCUGUCUUGAUGAAGAAACUGAAAGGGGACAUGUGAUAAGAAUGUGUGACAACUCACAGAAAACAAGCUAGAUGUCUUUGUAUUUUGCCAGUAUUCAAUAGUGUCAAAUAUCAGUUGCUGCUCAACAUAAUGGCUCUAUACAUUUUCCAAUGUUUUAAAAGUAAACAUCACAUCUGACAGAGUCAUAACUUCAGCUUUUCCAAGGAGAAUCAAUGUUUGUUUUAUCCCACUGCCCCACCCCAGAAAAGACAAGUUUCCCUGAAGCAACAUUUUUCCAGUCUGGUGUUCAAGGUUGCCUACUGCAGAUGAUGGAGUUCUUCAAGGAGUGGAAGUAGCAAAUCAAGUAUUCUGGUGCUUGUUCUUUUUAACAUGUAGAUCUCCCUGUUCAUAAAUAAAUAAAAAUACCUGCUCAAGCAAGCUACAGGCACAGCUAGAUUUUUAAAGCUUUAAAACAUCUAAUUUACCAUUAUUUUUGUUUUACCAGCUCUAUGGUACAAAGAAUGGGUGAAUCAUAUGCAUGUAACAAAGUUAUCAGAAAGCUAUUAGGUGCCAAUUUAGUGAAGGUGGGAACAAGCAGAACUUUCCCGUCAUUGAUUAUUUGUGCUGUGCUACUGGAGAUGAAAGCAUUUCUGCUUUAUAAAAUAUACCGUAUUUUUUGCUCUAUAAGACGCACCAGACCACAAGACGCGCCUAGUUUUUGGAGGAGGAAAACAAGAAAAAAAUAUUCUGAAUCUCAGAAGCCAGAACAGCAAGAGGAAUCGCUGCACAGUGAAAGCAGCAAUCCCUCUUGCUGUUCUGGCUUCUGGGAUAGCUGUGCAGCCUGCAUUCGCUCCAUAAGACGCACACACAUUUCCCCUUACUUUUUAGGAGGGAAAAAGUGAGUCUUAUAGAGCAAAAAAUACGGUAAGUAUCCAUGUAGAAGCAAGAAAACCAAAAUGGGAAGGAUAUGAAGCACACAGAACGAAGGAAAAGUCUUCCAGCAAUAUCACUGUAGAAAGAGGGAUAAGUCCAAACAAGAUGCUAGCAGCCUGACGAAGAAACAUAAGGAAACCAUGAACCUUCCCCCAUUUAUUUUGUGUUUAUUGUUAAGGGUGUGGUAAGCUAUUAUCAGUUGCUUGGCAUGCCAAAACACAAGAACCAUGAUUAAAUUGUGAUUAAAACUGGAAAGCAAUGAUUGAUAGCAAGUAUGUAUGAAUUAUCUGACACCUGGGAAACAAAGAAAGAGGCCCUUUCCACCUAAGAUUGCAACCAUUCUCUGGGAAGUUCCCAACAUUUAAUAUGUUUAUCAAUCACAUUUCCUUCCUUUACUUCCACUCCCAUUGCUUUCAGUGGUUGUCUGAGAAUUUUUGAGAAGAUGGGGAGAACAUAGAAUAAUAGAAUCUUAGAGUUGGAAGGGAUCCCAAGGGUCAUCUAGUCCAACCCCCACAGGGCUUGCAGGCCACAUGAAAAUAAAUGUAGCAUUUCACCUAAUUUUACGUCUGUGCUUCAAAAAGCUUCACUUUUUAAAUUUUUGCCUGGUGUACCAAAAGCACCACAGUCCUAACAUGGAGAAAAAGGUGACAACCCUUUUGGGUUUUAAGAACAUGGUCAUAGUUUUCAUUUUGUAUUGCCUUUAUUUUCAAUCACCUUGAGAACUGACCAGCCACCCUGAAUAUCAAGCUUCCUGAAUAUUUACAAGAAAAAAAACAUAAAUAAAUAAAGCCCUAUUUCAGGCAAACCUAGCUUCUGAUGACUAUUUUAUCUUUCCAUUUUAUUUUGUUUAAGGCACCUCUUGGUACAUUUCACACAUCCUCGAUGGAAUGGAAAAGGACUGAAGCCUUGCUUCAUACUGCGAAUUUAAAACUCCUGACAAAAAUCUUCCACCUGCUGCUCCUUGUAAGCAUUCCUCUUCCCUGCAGCCGACGGCUCGCCAGCCCCGCCCACUUCCAGAUCGCCCUGCCCACCUGCCAAGGUGGCCCCGCCCCGCCGUCCCUUGCACCUGCAGGAAAAGCUCGUAGAGAAUCUCCUCUUGCACGCGGCUCUCCAAGUUCCCCACGAAAAGCGUCCGGUCCGGCUCGUCUGCCUUCCCUGGGCUUGUCAUGACAGCGACCAGCAGCCCAGCUGUGCGCGAGAGACGCAGGGAAGAGCCAGUCAAGGCGGCAGCUCCAUCUGCGCGCUGGGAUAGCAGAUGGAAAGUGGGUGGGGCAGGUGCGGGAGAAGGGGCGGGGCUGCCGCGGAGCCGAAGCUAAGCGAGGGAGGCCGUAAAGCAGCGGACGCGCGCGACAGGCAAAAGAGGGGCCGAGGGUGAGCGCGCUUUACGGCACACCGAACGCUUGUUAAGCAGACGGGGUUAAGAAGCCGCCACCCUGCUGGGUAUCCUAGCAACUGACUGACGGGGCUGUGGAGAGGGGCGGGGUUUCCCUAGCUGCAAGGAGACCGCCCCGCCCUCUCCGCCGUCGGAAUUGGCAAAGUCACCCCUGCGCUCUUUUCCUCCUGCGGCGAUUGCGUGGUCGAGAGUAGUGCAGUCUCUCUCUCUCUCUCUCUCUCUCUCUCUCACACACACACACACACACACACACACACAGUGAUUCACAACACCUUUCCUUGGUAUUUCUGUAGGAAAAGCGUGUCUUAUGUGCAUUAACGUUGUGGCACUACAGACUGGCACUACACAACUCGAAGUAAUCCCGAGGGUUAUUUUUAACUCGGUGCUUUUAUUUUAUUUUUGCAAACACAUUCUCAACUUUUUACGGUUUUGUUUCAGCGCCCCGAGCUGCCCCUCCCUCCGACGUUGUGAACUGCAACUCCCAUCCUCCUUGACGAUUGGCCAUGCUCGCUCGGAAUGAUGGGAGUUGUAGUCCAAAACAUCUGGAGGGCGUCAUAGUACUGCCCAGGAUGCUUUCUCGUCACCAUGCUUGGUUUCUCUAAACGCCUCGUUCUUCUUUUCCCCGCCCUCCUAACUUGUCACCGAUCUGCAGUCUAAUUUCUCUUUCCUUCUGUUACCCUUCCUUAUGGGGAAAAAAAUCCCGAGAAAGUGAGGGAGGCUGCUGAACAAGCCUGCUCCUCUUACAGCUGGGCUGUCCCUCCCACCAGCUGUCCUGCGGUCACAAUCCUUAUGAUCCGCUAUAUGUUAGUGCUUGGUGUAUAAUGUGUUGGUGCGUGCGUUUAAUGUUCAUUAUUUUUUUCUGGGCAUGCAACUAUUAUUAAACAUAUUUCAGUAAUAGAGACGCGGGUGGUGGGUUUGAAAUAACUGGAGGCUUCCUAAACUUUGUCUGCCAUCUUGUGGCACAUCUUGAUAUUGCACUAGCCUUUCAGUGAGAUGGAGUUCUGGGAAUAAAUGAGUACAGUAUCAGCAAAGCUGUUUUUAGCUGCGUGUAUAUAAUUUAAGAUAAAUUAUAUUCGCAUUUAAAUCGGUUUAGCACAAAUUGCUUUUAGAAAAUUAACUGAUUUUUUCAGAAGAAAUAAAACGCAUCGUCACAAUGACUUUCAGCUAAAAAUGACCUCUUUGUCAUCUUUUUAAUUUUGAUCUUUAUAAAGUUCUAGAUGACCCCCCCCCAGCCAUCCCAGGAACUGCAGUUUGUUAAGGGUUCUGAAAGCUAUUAGGAGACCACUAUUCCCCCCACAGAGCUACAAUUCUCAUAGUGCUUUAACAAUCCCAGGGAACUGUAGGAAUUUUAGCUGGGGUGUGUGUGUGUCCUCCUAACAACUCUCAACAUCCUUAACAAACUAUAGUUCCCAGGGAUCUUAAGUGGAAGCCAUGGCUGUUUAAAGUGGCAUGAUGAUGCUUUCAAUGUAUGGCACAGCGAGGACUUGGUCACAAAUUUGGCAAAUAUAUGAUGUGCAAACUGAUUUGAACCUCUUGGACAGGAAACCUGCAUCCUCAAAAGACUGGACUUCUUCCAGUGAGGAAGAUGGUGGGAAAAUGUACUGGAAAGCAUGGGAGAACUGUUGCUUAACACAGACCGCCGAGACCACAUAACACCCGAGCACAAUUCAAAGUGUUGGUGCUGACCUUUAAAGCCCUAAACAGCCUCGGUCCAGUAUACCUGAAGGAGUAUUUCCAUCCCCAUCGUUCUACCUGGACACUGAGGUUCAGUGCCGAGGGCCUUCUGGCGGUUCCCUCACUGCGAAGCUGAGUUACAGGGAACCAGGCAGAGGGCCUUCUCGGUAGUGGCGCCCGCCCUGUGGAACGCCCUCCCACCAGAUGUCAAAGAGAAAAAUAACUACCAGACUUUUAGAAGAAAUCUGAAGGCAGCCCUGCUUAGGGAAGCUUUUAAUGUUUGAUGCAUUACGGUAUUUUAAUAUUUUGUUGAAAGCUGCCCAGAGUGGCUUGGGAAGCCCAGCCAGAUGGGCGGGGUAUAAAUACAUUAUUAUUAUUAUUAUUAUUAUUAUUAUUAGUCUAAUCUCCCCACAAACAAAUCAGGGUAAAUACACAUUAAAUCGCCAGUGUUGUCUAACCUUUCUGCAAACAGGUUAGGCUGAACACUCUUUAAGCAAGUAACCUGGAAGUAAUCCCUUCCACAUCCCACCAAACCUGCAAUGUUGCCUCUUGCAUUCUGCAUCAAGUAUCUGCUAUCAAGAUACAGAGUCCUGUAAAACAAGGUUCCAAGAAGUCCAAGAGAGUUUAAAAGAAACAGAAACUGCCUACAUAAAUUAGUUGGAAAGGAGGAGUCACCAGAUUGCAAAAGCAUAAAGGCUGGGUUUCACUCUGCCAGGUACUUCCUUCUACACACCACACCCAUUUUAUCAGUGACUCUUAAUUGAAUACUGAAGCAAACGGCAGCAUGUUAAAAGGAGAAAGCAACACCAUCCUGAAAUGUGGUUACACGCUGCUUUUCAAAGAUCACCAGUGUUGGGAUUAUGUGUCUUCACCUGUUUUGUGGCUUGGUGUGUGAGAGCAGGUAAGAUAACCAAUUACAAGUUCCUCAUGUAUUUUUGCUAUAAGGAAACGAAGCAUACAUUUCAGACUUUCAGACGGUAUUGUGUGAGUCAUGAUUCUCAGUGCCUGUCAGAUUAACUUGACUCCUUCUCAAACAGUACAAAGGUUAUUCCUUCGUUGUAAAACAAAUAAAGGUGCCUUUGACCUCUGGACAAAAAAAUGCAGCUAGAUUGACCUUGUGUGGCGAAAGAGAGCAGGAAAAAAUAAUAAUCCCUUGCUGCUGAGAUGUAAUAGUGUAGCUCUACCGCUGAAUAUAGUGUAUAGUAUAGAGGACUGGCUCAGUGAUAGAGUAUGUGUGUUGUAUGCAAAUGUUUCCAGAAUCAAUCCCUGGCACCUACAGUUAAAAGGCUAGAAAGCUGCGGUCAGAAAAGACACCACUGGUUGGAUGGACCAGUGGUCUGACUCAGUAUAAAGCAGAUUCAUACAAUAUAAACAUCUCAGACCUUGAUUCUUCAGAGAAUGCUUAUUCAAAAAUAAGUUCCAUGGGACUUACUCUCAACAAACUAUUCUCUCAUAUGAACCUGCCCAGGCCCUGAGAUCUUCAGGGGAAGCCCUUCUCUCGGUCCUGCCACUCUCACAGGCAUGCUUGAUGGGGACUGGAGAGGGCCUUCUCAGUGGUUGCUCCCUGAUUUGGAACUCCCUUUCCAGAGAAGUUAGACUGGCUGCCUCCUUGUUGUCCUUCCACUGGCAGGUGAAGACCUUUUUAUUCAAACAGGCCCUUAGGAACUGACUGUUUUGAAGGAAAGAAUUAGUGCUGUGAUGUUUUUAUCAUUGUUGCUUUUGAAUUUUUAAUACAUUUUAAAAUAUUGUUUUAUUUUGAUUAGCAUUUAAUUGCUUUUUAAUGAUUAUCUUAAUAUAUUUUUAGCUUUUUCUAACUGUGUUUUUUAUCUGCCUUGAGUCUGGGAAGAAGGCUGGAAACAAACAAACCUAGAACAGGAGCCUAAGCAUGUCAUUUAAAAAAAGUUAUUUACUUCUCACAUUCAGACAGAUCAUAAAUUAUAUCUGUACAAAGAUAUGGGUGUCUCAGACACACAAAAUGACAGAAUAUCAAUGUGAGGUUUUGCACUGAUGUUGACUGACACUGUGGAACAGUUUAUGUUUGCUGUGUUACAUUUAACAUAUUCAAGUUGUAUGUGUCCAAUGCAUUUCUGUAUUGUAGUGGUUACAUUGUAGGUAUUUUCAGCCUGCAGGCAUUAUCUUUGACACAACAGGAACAUUUUAUGACAGAAAGGUAUUAAAAGCAACCAUUCUAACCGUAAAAAUGCACACAUUAUAUUAAAAGGACUAACACAGGUUAGGGACGGUGGAACUUUCAUUUUUUGUGAUAGAGCUUGUUUGAAUGACAGUAAUUUGAAUGCAUUUUUAGGUACAAAAGAUGAAGAAGAUGUAAGCUUGUCAUAAUGGUAAAACUCAUUGAAACAUUUGCAAAAUAUGGCCUGUUUAAUCAGAUGCUGUGUUGUAUUAAACAGAGCAGACUUGGACCAGCCAGCCCAGGUUCAAAUCCUUUCUCAUGUGAGCUAUGAUGUUUGCUGGGUGACCUGGGGUAAAUUCCAGAUUCUGAUGCAGCAAUAAACCACUAGCACAUUUGCAAAGCUAAGCAGGGUCCAGUAUGGUUUCAAAUUGGAUGGGAGACCACGUGCUGAGAUGCCUGUAUUGCAGGGGGGUUGGACUAAAUGACCCUCAAGGCCUCUUCCAAUUCUACAAUUUUAUGAGGCCAAGCUCCUUUACAGGUUUGUUGGGAAGCUAAAACAGGAGAGUAAUGAAGUAAACUUCCUUGUAGACUUUGUAGGUCACUGAGGUAAAUUGUGUUUUUAAAAAGAAUUGUGUUAACUGAUCAAGUGUUUUAUUUCUCACUUAUUUUAUCUUUCAGAUACAGAACAAGAAUGCCCUAAAUUUACUGAUCUUAACAUAGGCAAUGCCGUGAUUGGUACAGAUGUAAAAGUGCAACUGCUUUUGCACACAAGGAGAAACCAAAACUGUGCAGAGAUUCUCAGUGAAAACAAUCUAACGGCUUCUACACAUCUAAAUCUGACCAAGCAAACUAUUAUUAUUAUUCAUGGUUACAGACUUACAGGUUCCCCACCAGUAUGGAUUGAUGAAAUUAAAGAGCUUCUGCUUAAAAAGGAAGACAGCAAUGUCAUAACGGUAGAUUGGAAUCGGGGUGCCACGACUGUGUAUUAUCCUAGUGCUGUUAAAAAUGCCAAGACAGUAGUAGGAAUUUUGAACAAUCUUAUUGACCAAAUGCUGGUAAGGAAGCCAGGGCACAGCAGCCUUCUUACCCCUAUCUAAUCCAGUGUACUGUCUUAUAAGGGUGACAGGACCUUGGUUAGUUCUUGGUAAAUGUAUCUAGUAUAAGGGUGUAAUGAGAUGUAUGAACUUUCACUGUUUGCUUUGCCGUUCACAUUAUGCUUUUGUGUAUAUGGAAAAUAUUUUUGUGCAGAAAAAUGUGUGAACUCACAUGCAGACUAACACUGCAAUAAUUGCACGGUUGUAAAUGUGCCACAGACCCAUGGCCAAUCAUACUUGCCCAGGAUUUGUAAACAGAUAUAAAAAAAAAUGUCUGUGCAUGAUCUGCAUAGCUCUCACACUUUUUUAUAACAUGAAAUUUCUUGCCCUCUAGGAAAAAUGAAAAUGUGUGAAGUAGCCCUUAGAGCUGAGGCACAUCAGCCACAGCAAACUAGCAGCGGCUGCUUUCAUGUUUGACGAUGCAGUGGCUCCAAACUCCUCCAGAAGCAUGCUGCUGAACUUGCUGCCAUGUGCAAUACUGAACUGUCUUGUACUCUCCCACAUUUUGAUGGGUCUACAAUGGCAAAAAGUAAUCAAACCUGGACAGGCUGUAGCUCAUUGGAGGAGCUUGACAUGCAAAGGGCCUCAGGUUCAAUCUUCAGCAUGUCCAGCUAGGGCAAGGAAAGACUUCUGCCCCAAAUCCCAGAAAUCCACUGCUUGUUAAGGGAAAUUGUAAACAGUACAGAGCUAGUUCCCCAGGAAAAGGGAUUGAUUGUUAAAUCACUCUGAAAAUUGUAUCUCUGUUUCCUAACAACUCUCAGCCUCCUUAACAAGCUACAGUUCCCAUAAUGAAUUGGUGGAAGCCAUGGCUGUUUAAAGUGGUAUCAAAGUGCUUUAAAUAUAUGGUGUGAAUGUGGUCAUAGUCUCCUUGUUUCCCUUGCUUUACUGCACUGAAGAAAAUGGUUGCUCAUGCUACGUAGAAAUAACCAGAAAUAUAGUCAAUGUGGAUAUAUAUUGCCUAGUAAUAAAUAUAUGGCAUUUUUUGUAUUGUUAAAGAGGCAACAAAGGCAUUAAUUUUUUGCUACAAAGAACUUCCUUUUGAAGUUGCUAAAGAAAUUGUUUCAUGUCUCAUCUUCUCUUGAAAAGCCUUUGGACUUCCAAAGCUGGAACAUGGCUAUUUAAGAAGGAAGAAUAAAAGCUGCUUUGCCCUCUGUGGUUCACAUUCCUAUAACCUUCUAUCCAUACAUAUUUACUGACAGGCAAAUGGAGCAUCUCUUGACUCUGUUUAUAUGAUUGGAGUAAGCCUUGGGGCUCAUAUAGCUGGAUUUGUUGGGAAGGCAUACAAUGGCAAAAUUCGCAGAAUUACAGGUAAGUGUUAAAAACUGGACAUUCUGGUGUUUUAUUCUCUAUUCUCAUUCUUGUUUCCCUAUGCUGAAUGAUUCAAUUUGUCAUAGAAAGCAAACAAAGUCAAGCUGGCUUAGUCACCCAACAUAAGGUACAAUGCCUGAGGUGGGUUUAAGUGAGUUGGCCAUAGUCACGCACAUAGUUGAAAUUUGACCACCUUCUAAAAGAUACAGUUUAAACCAGGGGCAGCCAACAUGGUGCCCUUCAUAUGUUUUGCAGUGCAAUUCCCACCAGGUCCAGCCAGCAUGACCAAUGGUCAGGGAUGUUGUGGACAUGUAAUCUACAACAUCUGGCUCUUGUGGUGUUCUGCAUUAUUUUAUAAAAGUAUAAUGUAUGUUUGUGUUUAUAAAUGUUUUGUGAAAGCUGCUUGGAGAUCUUUGGCUAACAAGCAACUAAACAGUCAGAUUAUUAUUAUUAUUAUUAAUGUACCAAGUUGGCAACUUCUGACUUAAACAAUGAAAAGGCAGCUUCUGGUGACGCCCUUCCUCAGUUUUUAAAGUAGAACCAGUGGAGGUCAGCUGUUGUUUAAAGAAAUCUCAGUCAACACUGACCUUCAGCAAACACAUCAUGAAUGCAAAGAUGUUCAGGGAUAUGAAACAAGAGUUUACCACUUUAAUCCCAAAUACUUGGGUCAGAAUUUACAAAGCGUUAAGUAUUUUUUAGUUACCUUGAAUUCAACUGUUAUGACUCUUCAGUGAAAGUGAUUGCUGCAAUCAGUGGAUUUACAUUCUCUGAUAAUCCUGACCUGCAUCCUUCUUUCCUUUGGGAGGAGAACGGGCAAAUUGGAGAGAAAGCUCAUUUGUUUAAAUAGUGGGUGUGUUUUAUAUUACUUUUGUGCUGAUGAAGCUUAACAGUUGGGAGGAAGCUUGUUGACUAUAUACUUGUGUGUUUUAUCCUCCUGUGGUCUGCUUCCACUCAAAUACUAUUUACAGAUUCGUAUGUACGUACAUGUGUGUGUGUACAAUUCCUAUUAUAAUAAGCUAAUUUUUUCAUUUUUCAUACCAGGUCUUGACCCAGCAGGGCCAUCAUUUACAGGAAAGCUGCCCAGUGAAAGAUUGGAUCACACUGAUGCUCAAUUUGUUGAUGUUAUUCAUACUGAUAUUGAUGGUAAUUAUACCAUUUUGGAUUUCCAUUAUCCUAAUGGAGAAUGAUUCCCUGCACCCCUAAUCUGGUUUGCUGGAAAAAAAUAACUAUUUCAAGUGUUCUGAAAGGCUUAUACAUAACCAAAAAACAAAAGCAGUUUUUUAUUCUUUUGAAGCAAUACUACUGGCUGGUCUUGAAUACAUACUAGUUCAAACUCAAUUCAUUCAGGCAGAAUUACUUGCACUGUUCAUUUGUUCCUGGCCAGUGCAAUUAACCAAUCUCUGUAAGUAUCCCCAGUGGGUUUUGGUGAAAAAAACCAACUGCUUUGAACUCACAGGAAGUCGCGCCUCUUCUUAAAUAAAGGGAAAAAAUGUAAUGUUUAUCUUACUAGAUUGUUCAGAUAAAAACUCUCAAGAAUGGCUGAUAAUUCCAAGCGUGUCUCUGCACAGCAUUACAGUCUAAAAAAUUGUAUGAAACACAGCAUUUUAAAAGCCUGGGAAAUAAAAAGGGCUUCACCUGGUGCUGAAAAGGAAUCAGACUCACUGCCAAGUUUGGCUCCAUGAGGAGAGCCUUCCGUGCUUUAUGUUUGGUUCCCUGAACAAUCUUAGAAUUUAUCAGGGCUGGCCCAAUAAUGGCAUCUGGCAGGUCAUUAUGUUUGCCUGAGGAAAGGGCCAUCUGCUAUUCCAGGGAAAACAUGACCAGCCUUGGCCAAUUUAUAACCCACCUACUCACCCCAUGCAAGAUACCUGUAGGAUGUUCUAGUCAAAGCAUUGAUCACAUAGUUGUCACACACUUGUCACUUAGUUAUGUAUCACUGGAGCCUGGGGAGUGUCUUGGUUCCAGUUUUUCUGAGCCUGCAGGAACAUCCCUCCUCACCAUCAACUUCUGUGCAUCCAUUUGUUACAUUUCCAUGAUAUAAUCUCAUUGGUUGUUAUCUUUGUAAAUAUGAAUAAUAGUUUUUAUUUGUCGUUUUGAACAUUCUGACAAAUGCAUGAGAAAAGUGUUAUCAUUUAUUGUGAAAUGACAUCUGUAUUUUUCCUCACUAUGUGUUUUAUUUUUCUUAGCUUUGGGCUACAGGGAGCCUUUGGGAAACAUCGAUUUCUACCCAAAUGGAGGAACAGAUCAACCUGGAUGCCCAAAAACAAUAUUCAGUGGUAAAUACAGAUAAAUUAAGUCUAAUAGAUAAAAACAUCAGGAAGGGUUAUGCUCUGGAGUCAACUGGGUUUUCACAAACCAACUGGCAAAUAUAUUAGCAUCAUUAAAUAAAAUAAUAUUUAUUUAAAUAAAUAUUUCCUGGCAGGAUGUUGGAAUGGUCCUCCUGACUGAUAUUCUUUACAUCCACCCUUUAUGGUGUCAUUCUCUUUUUUGAAGCGAAAAGACUGCACCAAUUUUAAUAUAUAGGUUUCACCUUGAGGUGGGACUGCUGCUUCUAAUUAAGGUUUUCUCCUAUGGUUGGAAAAGAAACUUUACAGUCUUUUCUAUGCAUUGUACUUUAAUUAUGUACUCUGCAAUACUAGAAAAUGGAAUUGGUUGGGUUUUGAAGCUGAGUUACAGUGUGUGAUUUCUGUGGUGCAAUGGGCCAAUGUGUCUGACUGUUAACCAGAAAGUUGGUGGUUUGAGCCCACCCAGGGAUGGCUGUGGUCACAUAUUCUCAGUGGUGGUUAUCCCUAUGGAUCAGAAUAUAGACUAGGGGUGAGACUUGCUAUAUAAAACACAGAGCUUCUUUUGAGUUGGCUAUUGUGUCCCAUGAUGGGAAUCUGUGCAAGAACUGAUUGUAGGAAAACAUAAAAUGAUGCAAAAGUCAGAUUUGUCACUUUAAAACAUAAUACUGUUUAGUACACGUGCCACCGCUAUUUCACAAGCAGCCUUUUUUUUUUGUAAGAUUCACAUUAAUUUGGCAAGCUUUUAUAUAUGCUUAGAUGACAACCUAGUCUUACACUGAUAAUCAGUGCUUCCCCCCCCCCCAACAAAAUGUUUAGGGGUACUCUCAUUUUGACUCAAGAAAAUCACCAUUUUAUACUUCAAAUCGGGAAAAAUAAAUACAGUAAAUGGACAAAAGUACAAAGAUUCACAAAAUGUUUAGGGGUAUGCGUACCCCUGUGUCCCCCCAGAAAAAAAAUCAUGGCUGAUAAUCUGUAAAAGGAAAAUAUUGAUUGGACUUAAAAUGUUGUUGCUUAAUAAUAUUAGUAUUGCUUUUAUAAAACUAACAUUGUAUUGCUUCAUUGUUUCUUUUGUAACACUUUCUCUACUUUAAGGCACUCAGUAUUUAAAAUGUGAUCAUCAGAGAUCUGUUUUCUUGUACAUGGCAUCCUUGAAACAGAAUUGUAAUGUAACUGGAUACCCUUGUGACUCGUACGUAAAUUAUAAGAAUGGAAAAUGUGUGCACUGUGAAGCUUUUCAGCCACUCCCAUGUCCAGUUUUGGGUAAGAGCUAUUAAUUAUCCUGCAAGUGGAAACAGCACGCUAUGGAUAAUUUCCUGGUUGUGCAAUAAUGAAGAUACUAGCUGUGCACAGAUAAUUAAACAUUAGCUUAAUAGACCAGUUAUAUGCAUGUAUUUCAUACACUUGCACAGCACCCCUUUACUUCUGCUCCGCUUCUGGUGCAAACCAAGAAAUCAAACCAGGAAGUAACUGUACUUCCUGUUACACAUGAACCAGGAAUUACUGUUGAUGUCUUCCAAAUAGGUUCUAAGUUACCUUCUGAAUCUGACUUGUUUUGGGGAUCUUCUUGUCCUUAUGGUUUGCACAAGACAAAAGAAAAGCAGUUAAGCCAACUAAUCCAACUGAACUGAGGGCAAUUGUGGCUACUCUCUGAGUACUCUUCUUCACCACACCAUCGUCUGCAUGGGGCCACAAGCUUAGUAAAUCAGUAAAGCAAGAUGACUAAUAGUGAAAUAAGACAGAAAGGAAUGCACAUAUAUAUUAUAUUAUAGCUGGAGUGACAAAGGAGCCAAAGUGUAAUCCAUUUUCCUGUGCAUAAACUCACUGACUGUAAUAGAACUCAGCGUGCAUUACUUGAGUCUAAGUUCUUAUGAGCUGAUGUUAGUUUUGAUUUCCCAGAACGUUAUAUAACAAAAACCAAUCUUCAUGAUUUUUAUCUUUCCUUUGUUUGUUAAUUUUCUGCUGAACACAUUCCAAUUUAAAUUUCAGGUUAUUAUGCUGAUAAGUGGAAGGACCGUUUAAUUGAAAAGAACCCUCCUGUGACAAGAGCUUACUUUGAUACUUCAGACAAAGACCCAUUCUGCAGUAAGUGAUUAACCAUUCUCUGUACCCUUUCUCCAGUUUUCAUUAUCUAAUAACAUUAUGAACAAACCGCUUUUUGCUGUACAGAUAGCAUGGCACACUCUUGAUGAAACUUCGUUCUCUGUUGCUGUAUUGUUUAUGCUCAGAAGAUCUAUGUGUAGGAAGGGGAAAACGCUGAAAACAGGAAAUUAUCUGGGCACCUGGUAAAAGAUGACAAAUGAGCUGGAAAUGAGAUUCAGCUGGAUUUGCAUUGGAUAAUCAGAAAAAAAUAUUAAUUUAAGAAUUACAAAGAAAGAGAAGCAAGUUAGCUAGGUGCUUGCUCCAAUGCAUUGCAUCAUGAUUUGUUAUGUCAAUGUGAUUUUCAGAUGCUCACAUUUCUGUGGGUUUGAAAAUUUGAGAAUUUGAUGUGUGUCAGCCAAUCCUUGCAUGCUACAUGGAGUCUGAAACAGGGAUUUGGGGGAUUACAGUAUCAUCGCCACAGUAUUUCUUGUACAUAUAACCAGUGCUAUUUUUCUAGAAAAAGAGGUGCCAAAGCUCACCACGAACUUCUCCCUUGUUCUCUUAGAAUGGCAAUGGCACCCGUUUACAAUAUGCAUAGUAAGCAUAAAACACCACCACAUCAUGAGCUGAAUACUAGCAUUUUAAAACCAUCUAACUUAAUAUUAAGUGCCUUUGAUAGUAUUAAAAUCACAGAUAUUAGACCUACAUUCUGUAAUACAAUAUUACAACAAUACAAUGCUUCAAACAUUUAGUUUUGCUUUCUCAGUUAGCAUGGACCUAUUGUUAUCUUUUCUCUCUCUUGGCAAUCUUGAUUGGUGUUUACACAACAAAGGGAUUUUAAUGGCACUUAAUAGUCUGAUUUUUUUUUCACCCAUCAAAAUCUGAGGGAGGGACAGUUUGGAGAUGGGGAGCUAGGUACAGAACAGAUGGUUUUGAACUCUGGCUGAACCGGAUGCAGCUUGGGGGUUGAAGAAGUUCAUGUUGCUCUCUGGGAAUUGAAGGCAAGAUCAGUGGUUUGGAUGCCUGCCACCGGACACUAUUUGCUUCUACUAUGCUAUGUUUGCAGUGUAUGUUUCCUUUACAAAUACAGUGGUACCUCGGGUUACAUAUGCUUCAGGUUACAGACUCCGCCAACCCAGAAAUAGUACCUCAGGUUAAGAACUUUGCUUCAGGAUGAGAACAGAAAUUGUGCUCUGGCUGCGCAGCAGCAGCGGGAGGCCCCAUUAGCUAAAGUGGUGCUUCAGGUUAAGAACAGUUUCAGGUUAAGAACGGACCUCUGGAACGAAUUAAGUACUUAACCCGAGUUACCACUGUAUGCAAAGAGAUCACAAGUCUCAAGAGUGCUCUCAAACUGAAAUCCCUGGCCAUAGCACCACUUGGGGAAGGGUAGCUGAGGUUAUUUUUUGCUGAGCACAAUAUUUUAUUGCAUUAAGUUACCUUUCUUUCCUCCUCUCCCUUCAGUGUAUCAUUACUCUGUGGAUAUUAUUACCUGGAACAGAAAUAGUAGGAGAGGUUUCAUAAACAUCAAAGUAACAGAUGAUGCUGGAAAUACAACAGAAUCCAAAAUUAAUAGGUGGGUCUUAUUUUAGUCAAUCUUUUCUUUAUAGAAGUCACUUCAGCCAUAAGUAUACCUAAGUCCCAUUGAGAUAAGUGAUACUUAUUUCCCAGUAAAUUGCAUUUGGAAUGAAGUGCCAGUUUGAAGAUAAAUAUAUAGAAACACUGCAAAAUACAAAUAGUUGUGUCUGUUUUGUCUUUUAAUCAGUGUGAUGCAAUGGCAAAGGUGCUGGCCUAAAGAAAAAUAAGCAUGUCUUAUUAGUGUUGAUGAGUUUGCAACCUGGCUUUGUUCCAAUAAAUAUGGCAGGUUCAAAGCUAGGAAAUAAUACCAGGCAUAUAAGGAACGCCAAGAACAUAACUGGUGUUUUUCUCUUAUUGAUUACGUGUGUAUGAGAAAGCAUGCCUAGUUGAGAAUGAAUAUACAGGAUGCUUGACAUUUCCCCCAUCUGCUGGUGCCCCUCUAUUUUAAAUGUCUUUCUUCACCACCACUCAGGCCAGGCUCAGAAGACUGGCUAUUUUUGCUGCCUGCCUGGGAUUGCAAUCCUUGCAACAAGCAAGGAUUAUCAGCUGGCAGACAUGGGUGGGAGGCUGUGUUUGGUUUGCAGAGCCACAAGUUGUAAAGACGCAGAAUAGGUGUUGAACUAAUAAUGUGUCCUGAUAUCUCCUUAGCGGAGCAGCUGCAUUUCACCAAUAUAGACAAGCCCAUUUGCUUGCUGGAUUUGACGUGGAUUUCGACAAUGUAUCCAAAAUAGCCAUGACAUUUUCUACAAGGAAUGCAAUAGGCCCCAAGUACAAGCUUAGGGUCCUCCAAAUGAGAUUAAAAUCUCUUUCAGAUCCCCAAAGGUAAGUAUAUAGUUUUUCUUGCAACCUAACAAAACCUGUAUUGAUUGCCUUAUUUGGAAGCCUCUGUGUGAACACCUUUUUAUGUAUAGGCCUUAACAUGACUAUUAAUAAUGCCAACCUUAUAAGCAGAGGACCGUAGCAGUUUGUAUGAGAUCUAACUUUGAUUUCAGCUGCAGAAUUCUUCCUUUUAUAAUGCUCUUUAGCACAUAGUUCUUACGAGGAUCAGGAGAUGACUGAAAGGUGGAGAAAUUUUAUACAAAUGGGCCAGGGAACAAGUUAUUGGGAGCAUGUUGCACAAUGGCAAUAGGACAACAUGACUAUAACCUGAUUGGACCUGGAGCAGAAAUUUCAAAAAAGAUAGCUGAGCAGUCCAUCAAGGUCUUCUGCUCAAUAACAGCAUGGACCAUGGGGUGCUGUAGAACAAUGGCAGGGAACCUGCAGUCAUCCAGAUGCUAUUGGACUCCAAAUCCCAUGAGCCCCAGCUAGGAUGGCCUAUGGUCAGGGAUGAUGGGAGUUGUAGUCCAGCAGCACCCUGAGAGCCACAGUUUCUUACGCCCUGCAGUAGAGGGUGGUUAGGUAGUACGAGAAUAGUAUUGAAAUGAAUAGCCCCCAUGCCACCAGAGUAGUAUGUGCACAUGCAUGCAUAACAGGCAGCUGAGCUGCAACACCAAGCUAAAGACUGUGCAAGUGGUCAGUGAGAGUAUUGCUGCAUGCACCCCCAUCUCUGAGUAGUGAGGGACUCUAGAGGUUCCAACACUCACCUGGGGUUCCGCUUCCUUGGAAUGAAGGUUAGUGGAUAUCUGGUUUUAUUUGAACAUAUAUUUGAGUGGAGCACAGGAUUGAAGGGCUCAUUCAGCACAGCAAGGAAGUCAAGUCCUUCUCUCCAGUUUCCAGCCAAACUUGCACUAACUCUGCUAUAGUUCUCCUACUUACAAUAUGAUGUUGCUGGAACUAAGUGGGGGGCUGGGGAAAGAUGCCUACUCCCUCCUGAAGAACACCACCUCUCAGUUGUCUUCAUAGCAACAUGGCCUGCUCUUUUAGAUUCUAAUCAGGUUGCUUAGCUGGCCCUAGCUGGGGUCAUUAGCUUACAAAGAGUCUGGUUUGACCAGUUCAGCAGGUCCCCAGUCUACUGCGACCCCCAUCUCACAAAUACUGCAUAACAUGCUUGUUUGGGACCUACCGGCAACAUCUAAACCAACAACAAAUCCUUUGUUUGGUGGGAUACAGUAUGGUGGGAUAAUAAUACAAAAAGGGAAGAUUGUACAUAUUUGUUAAUGCCAUCUUGGGCCAGGGUUUCAUUCUAAAUCUCACAGCCAGGCUCAGGUCAUGGUAGGGGGAGCUGUGACUGCUCGAAAAAUAAUUUCCUUAGCCAAUUACCUUUGCAUUCUGCGCAGCAUUUUGUAUACUCCACUAGACUUUCUUUAGUCCUAACUAUUACUUGCUUCAGGCAUGAAUUCAUUGGCCACAAUCCAGCAGAGAAUUAGACAUACCUAAAUUCCAUUCAUUUCAGUGACACUUAAGUGUGCAUUGGAUUGUGACCACUAAGAUUUUAGUUCUGUAUAUGCUUCAUAUGGACAGCAGGUGAACUUAUUUAUAUACUUAUUUAACUUAUUUAAGCGUAUAUUAUGUGAUUUGUAUUGUGUGUGUAUGUUUUGUUGUUGUUGCUCAUAUACAAUUAUGCAAGUCUGGCUGGAAUGACAAUUGAAUUAUUACAUUGCACAAAGUUCCUUAUUACACAAUCAUAAGCUAUAAUUGCAUAAUUGCGUCUUGCAGUUGGGUAAAAUAUGUGAAAUUGAUGUGAACACACACAUAUGGCUUCUGUAGUUAUUCAUCAUUACUGUAAUUGCAUAAACACUCAGAGAUAUGUUAAAAACAACAGUACUUAACCAAGCUCUAAAUGUUAAUUAAAUUAGAACAAAAAUAGAUAAGGAAUUGCACAGGCAUGAAAGAAUAAUGCUCCGAAAAUUAUAUUAAUUUGUGAUCUGCCAACAGUAUCAAGUACAAAGCGGAAAGGCACUGGAGGAAGAGCUAACACAACCUCCCUCUCUCACCACAAUGUACUUGGAAAAAAAGCCUUGAGGAAAGGACCGUCAGGUCACAUGACUCCUUUUUGUGAGUGCUUUGUGGAAGAGGCGUUUCCCCAAGAACACUUCACUAUGCAAAUAUUGGUGGGAAAUGUUUGAGCUGACUAUCAACACCUCAAAAAAUAGUAAUGUGGAUCAGCUCUCCAAUUGUACAGUGCAGGUGCAGCAUUAUGAAAAAAAUUGAUAUAUAAAACAACUCCUCCCUGCACAUCCUUGUCAUCUUGAUUUGGCCCAUUUGUGGUGUAUUUAGGAGAACAUUCCCAGGUGAUCUUAAAAAUCAUGGUAGAACCCGGGGGUGGGGGUGGGGGGGUGGAUACAUGGAAUUGCACUGCCAUUGUGCAUGCUGGCUGACCUUCCAGUGACCACUCAGAAGCUCAGUUUGAAUACAUGGGGGGAUCAUUUGAGAGUUUAAACCAACAAGUAUCCCUGAGAACUGACACCUUUAAUUAGAAUAAUAAAAGAAGGCUCAGGUAAAAAAUUUCAAAGCCUAGGUGGCUUCUAAGUAGUUUGCAGGAUUAAGAGCCUCCUAAUACUACAUACAUUAUAUGUAAAAGUGCUUUAAAUAGGCAAGUGAGCAUGCACUAUAUAAUCUAGCAGGUCUGUGUGUGGCUUAGUAUGGAAAAGAGAAGCAGAAGGGGAAUAGAUAGGAGCUGCAUCCUAUUAAUAGAGGAUUUGAAGGUGGCAAUUUUGCAAAUAGGGGGCCUCUGGUGCAAAAGGUGGACAACUGCUAAAUAUAGGAAAGCAGUCUGAGGGAAGGUUGCAAUUAAGAAACAGGCUGAAAUCUGUAGUGCAGUUCAAAAUGGAGUACAGUGGUACCAAGUGUGAGACUGAACGAAGAGGAAGACCUGAAGAUGGCAAAAAAACCCCCCACCUUUUCAGAGGUCAAACACAGUGCCUAGCUGUUAUGUGUCAUCCCCAAAUAUAUGGAAUAGGGAGUUUUCUUGCCUUUCUGAGGCUGGAAUGAAGACAUCUUCCAAUUUAGUUAUGGUAUGUAGUUACCGUAUUUUUCGCCCUAUAGGACGCACCGGCCCAUAGGACGCACCGGCCCAUAGGAUGCACCUAGUUUUUUUUGGGGGGGGGGAAAUAAAGGGAAAAAAAUUUAUUCCCCCCCCCCCCAGCCGCGGAUAUCUGCCCGAAGCGCGGGACGCUCUGUUUCAGCGCGCCCCGCGCUCCGGGCAGCAGGCUGCGGAUGUGUGCCCAAAGCGCGGGGCGCUCUGCUUCGGCGCGCCCCGCGCUCCGGGCAAGCAGGCUGCUAUCCGCAGCCUAGGGAGCCCUGCGGGAACUCCUGCGGGCUCCCCAGGCUUGCUGAUAGCUUCCUGAAGCCUGGAGAGCGAGAGGGGUCGGUGCGCACCAACCCCUCUCGCUCUCCACGCUUCAGCAAAAGCCUGCAUUCGCCCCAUAGGAUGCACACAGAUUUCCCCUUCAUUUUUGGAGGGGAAAAAGUGCGUCCUAUAGGGCGAAAAAUACGGUAUAUGGGUGGAGAGCAGUGCAUUUUUCAAAAGCAUCUUCAAAACAAAACAAAAUAGAUUAGGUAGUCUUUCUAUUGAUAAUAUAUUACCUCACUUUUCUCUCUACAGGAUUCAGCUAUGUAGGUAUGAUUUUGUUCUGCUGGAAAAUAUUGAAAUGACCUUCAGACCUAUUCCAUGCCAUUGAUAUUGAAGUGUGAAACAAUAGCAUCUUUCAAACCUGCCUGCGUGCAUUAAGCACAGACAGCACCGAGAAGUGGCAUAGAGUUAAACUUGCUCCCUUCAAGAAGGUUGAACUUUCAAAGAUUAUGGCUCAGAUUAAGGAUCAGUGAACUGCUACAAGAAAAUCAAAUAAUUUUGAUGCAUAAAGAUGUGUAUGCUACCAGCAAUCAAUUUCUAAUUAACAAGAGGAAAAUCGAUACUGUGAAUCAUAUUCUGUGUAGACUUAGACUACUGUCUUGCACACAAUGCUGCUGAUGUCCCAUUGAAAUUAUAAUUUCAUCCCUAUGUGCUUAGCAAAGCACAUGAAAACAUUGGGUUGUAUCCAGCUAAGUUCUGCUCAUAGUGGAUCCACUGAAAUUAAUGCACAUUUCCAUGAAUUUCAGUGGGUCUUUUCUGAGUAUGGCUUGUUGGAAUUCAAGCCUCUAUCGGGAGAAGCUGGCAACCCUCCCAGGCACCUGGCUUGAGUUCCGAUGACCUCCCUGGCUGCAUUCCCCAGCAAACUCAGGCUAGGUCUCUAUAGGCGACCCUUCCCAGUGUGGGAAGAGCACACCCACUCUUUCCUGCUCCCCCGGCAGGGGAAAGAGAUAGUCAGAAGCGUCUAUUUACAUGGUUUUAUUUCUGACUCUUCAGCAUCACAUAAAACGUGUCUGCUCACUUCAGACAUCGGCAAACAAGUGAGUAAGACUUCCUGUACAAUCACAAGAGGAAAGUCUCAAAUUACACUCUGAGCAAUUUCCGGUAAACUGCCCUGUGAUCUGACUGGAACGCUGUUUCCCACAGUCAGCUCCAUCACAUGAUAUCAACAAGCUAGAUGUCUGCAGCUGCGAUGAGCUCAUAUUCUGACAUGGCUAACAUUGAAUGGAUUCCCCCUUUUCCCCCACAAUAAAUUUCAUGUCGGUAGAGGAUGAGACUUUUAAUCUCAGGGUUGUGGGUUCAAGUCUCUCGUUGAGCAAAAGAUUCCUGCAUUGCAAGGGGGUUGGACUAUAUGACCCUCGUGGUCACUUCCAUCUCUACAAUUCUAUUAUUCUGUGACUGUAUGUUAGACAAAUGUAACGGCUUUUAACAGCAAAUGUGGUAGUGCCAGAAAUCAGGAAGAUAAGAUCGCUGAGAUUAUUCUUUGGGUCUGUGCAUUAUUGGAAAAGGCCUUGUUGGUGGAGAGAACCACAUUGUGCACAUUGGAGACCACAGCCUCACAAAAGCCAGCUAAACUUGAGACUAUAAAAUGGAUCAAGUUGCUACUUUGGGAUAUUAGAAAUGAUUAAAACCAGACAAAGAAGCAAAAGUUUAGCCCCUUUCAGGUGUUUGAAACCCAUAGAUAUGGAAUGCAUAAAGGUGCUAUGUGGAAUGCAUAAGCUAAUCCUUUCCCCUAAUUGCCAGUGCACAUGCCAGCCAUAGACUCUGGCUGUUCACCCAGCUGGAGGAUAUGUCCCCUGUUCAAGGAUAGGAAACCUUUUCCAGCCUGAGGGCCACAGGCAAGAGGAGGGUGCAGUGCAAGGCCAGUAAAAAGUGUGUUCUGGGAAGAGGGAAUGUGUCCUGCAGGGAGUCCUAAUGGCCAGGGAGAAAGAGGCCUGGAGUUUCCGUCCCCUAGACCAGCCUGUAUGUUCCAGUUAGCCCACCAUGUCUGCAGUUCCUAAACAGGCAUCUAACAGGGACUCAUAUAUUCUUCAGCAUGUGAAUAUUAUGAUUUUAAUGUACAUUUAAUAAAGAUUUGUUUAUUUCAAGCGGUGUGCAAGUUGCUACUUAAAAUGUGAUACAUUUAAUGGAGCACACUUGAAGUACAUUUUUUCAGGAAUGUGGAAUUUUGGGAGUUGUAGUUUGUUUAAGGUGUUGAAAGUUGUUAAGAGACUCAUGUCCGUCCAUCCCACACUCACUCCCUGAGCUACCAUUCCCAGAGUGGUUUAAUAAUGAAUUCCUCUUCAUGGGGAACUCUGGAAAUCAUAGCUCUGUAAGGGGAAUAGAGGCAUCCCAAACAACUGUCAGCACCCUAAACAAAUCACAGUUUGGGGGAAGCCAUGACUGUUUAAAGUGGUAGAAAAAUGCUUUAAAGAUAUGGUAUUGAUAUGACCAUUAAACAUAUGGUGUUGAUGUGACCAGAG